Lytechinus variegatus (green sea urchin) is the source of this 7310-nucleotide messenger RNA. RefSeq lists its product as uncharacterized. Gene Ontology annotation, biological process: signal transduction. Gene Ontology annotation, molecular function: ATP hydrolysis activity; protein binding. Bases 1415 to 7189 code for a protein of 1924 amino acids. The transcript has 12 exons. Lineage: Eukaryota; Metazoa; Echinodermata; Echinoidea; Temnopleuroida; Toxopneustidae. The record is from RefSeq and is a predicted model, not a curated record.
UUUUUUUAAAAAUCAAACUUCCUCUUACAGUUCUGUUGCGUGAGCGCUAACAGCGUGUGGCUUAUCCUCAUUAUAAAACACGGAAAUUUCUUUUACAUAUUUGAACGUAUAUCACCACUUUGCUCUUUCUACGUUGUGCGUUGAGUUGAUUGGGAAAUAGCUUCAUGACUUAUUUCGGAUUAUGACCUGUUCACACUACGACAUGUUUACAACGUCAGAGAGCCGGGGCAGGAAUCAUUGCUAUAUAAUGUCUGGAUAAUUUCCACUCCAUGUCAUCCGGUACCUUAACGACGACGUACAGUGCAUAUUACUUUAUAUUGACCCAUCUUGGUCAACUUGAUUCGCCAUCAAUGGUUACAUCAUUGGGAAAUGUAUAAAAAUCAAAGUAAUCGAUAUAUAAAACGGAUCACGACUUGAGUACUCUGGACUAAUGGACUUGAGUACUCUGAGAUAUGUCCUAACUUCGUGUGCUGUGGCCUGGAAUCGUUGCUCCAUACCAUUAACGGCACUGUCAUUUGGUACUUUGACAAAUACUAUGUAUAAUGUAUAUUGACUCAUCUUCCUUAAUUUAAAUGAUUAUCAAUCGACGACGGUCUCGGAAAACUCCGGAAUUGCAUGAAAAUCAGCAAACUAAUCCACGAAUGAAACUGAUCAUGACUGGUAUACUCUGAGAUAUGACAAAACAUCGCAGGCACAGACCUGGAAUCAUUGCUCUACCAGAACUACAUAAUCUCCCAUUCAUUGGGUACUUCGACAAAAACAGUGUAUAUUAGAUUCAGAUUCAGAUUACUUUAUAUUGACUCUUCCCGCUCCACUUGAUUCAAGUGCGAUCGGUCGAUGACGGUACUUUGGCAAAGAUAGUACUUAAUAUUACCUCAAUCUUGCUUAACUAAAUUCGUGAUCAAUCGAUGACCGGCUGGGGGAAUUCCGGAAUUGCAUAAAACAAGCAAACUAAUCGAUUGAUAAUUUGACUAUAAUGAAUGCGACAUGUUCAUGGCAAGACAUCGUACAUGCCCAGGCCUGGAAGCAUUGCUCUACAAGAACGAUGUCUCUUCUGACCCUCUCAUUUGGUAGUUAAACGGAACAUAUUACUUUAUAUUGACCAGUCUUGCUAAUCUCACGGUUAAUCAAUGACGGUACUAUGAUAAAGACCGUGCAUAGUACCUUAUAUUGACUCGUCCAAUUCAAUUUAAUACAUGGUCAAGCGAUCAGGCAAUGCAUCUUAAACAGGCAGACUAAUCUAUGUAGGAAUUAUAACACGGCUCGGCCUAUCUACGAUCCUAUUGGCUGAACUGAUUGCACCGGUUUACUUUUCCUGAACUUUUCUGGAGCUGAAAAUUCGAAAGUGAUGAAACACAUCGCAAGCACCGAAUUAUCAUCUAAUGACAAUUAGAAGAGAGCAAGAAGAACUAUCAUGGCAGAAGACGGCAGGAUGCCACCCCUGUCCAACAGGGACCUCAUCAAACUCACCAACGGGCUGGACCAAGACAAGUACUUCAGACUCGGUAGGGCCUUAGGAGUCGCAGAAGACAUUCUCGGCCAUCUGUGGGACCCAACGCAGAGGUCGUGUGCUUUGCAGAUGGUGCUCCUGUGGAGGGACGAUCUUGGGCCUGAAGAUGACCAAAGGGCACUUUUGAUCGAGAAACUUUUAGAAGCGGGACUGGAGGACCAACUAGAUAAACUAUUGAAUGCAUCGCCAGGGCCAACCCCGCCAUCUCCAGGUUAUUCUUACUUCGGAGCGACAGACACUUCUAUACCUUCAAGAACAAAUGCCCCCGUUUUACCAAUGAAACUGACCAAAAAGGGCACAGAGAAUGAUAAGCUAUCCUCUCCGGCAAUGGGUCAUAGCUAUAGCGAAACUGUUGCUGCUAAGCCAGAGCCAGAAAGCCAUACUUCUAGGCCAGGGCACACUGGAGACCAGGGAUCUGGACAAGACUUUGAAGGUCGGUCUUAUGAUGAAGAAGACGACACUGACGACUCAGACCCGGAAAACUAUAUCAAUGUGUCGAAUAGAGUACUCCACAGAGGAUCGAAAACUGUCUCUGUAGCCUUUGAAGGUAAACCAGUUGAGGCAUUCCAAGGCUCUCAAGAAAACACAAUUCGUGAAGAAGCGGAGGGUGAUAUGGGCAGCACUGAAUCGUUCUUGCAAUCAUGUAACCUUGUCAAAGAUAGGACAACAGGCGGUCAUGAUGAUCUAUGCUGCGAUCAGGCUGAUGUCCUUCCAGACACCCUUAAACACACCGAUAGCCCAAUUAAUCCAGAUAGCCGUGACAGUAUAUGUAGCAGUUUCGAGACCAAUGAGGCGGUUCCUGCAAAACCAUCGGUGUCAAUCAAGAACUCCAUGGAAAGCAGAAAACCUGUGGAAAUACAAGACUGCACUAGGGUAUCUGCAAAUGUCGAGUCGGGUAGCAAAGCUCAGACACGUACCCGUCAGUGCGACAAUGAGGGUGUGGAUUGUUUAGAACAACGCCUUGAUUUUCAUGAAGCAUCUACGACAGAAUGCACGUUACCAGAAUCAAGUAAUAGUAAAGAAAAGCCUCCUAAGCCUGCUCGUAGGAAACCACACCUCCUUCUACCAGGCAAUUCUAAAGUAACCCAGCACGACAAAGAGACACGAAAAGGUGAUUUUAUCUGCAAAGACAAGCCCCAAACUAAACCAACAGAGCAAUGUAUGGCACCGAAUAACACGCACAUGUCUUUCGGCAAUCAGCAAGAAGAGUCAAAACUGGUCAAAGAUCCGGAACUGAUCAGCGAUGCGAACGAUUCUCCCCAAAAACCAGAAAGGAGAGGGGUUGAAGGAACAUCACUGAUACACAAAAUGGAAAAGGCUCCUAAUCACACAAAUGACAUCGAUACUGAUAACUUUAACACAACGCAACCUAUGAAGGAAAGAUGCUUAACACGAAUGGAGGAUACACCGGAUCAGGAACAGGGAGGUGUCCCGAGUAUUACACCUUCUGAACCAAGUAAACCUUUCCUGGGUAGAUCAUCCACCCUUACCAAUGGUUCCCAAGGAUUGCAAUCGGGUGAAGCUGAGAAUACGUUAAGCCCCCAUAAUGUGAACGGAAGCAAUAAGAGCACAACACCAUCGGAGAAUUAUGAUGAACCUCGACAUAUUCUAAACCAAGGGGGUUCAUUACGAGGGAAAGUACAGCAAGAGCACACGUAUGCAUCAAUCCCGGAAGUCCAAAGUGCAGGGAAACCUGUUGUCCCGUUUAAACCAAAAUUACCACUUGGUUCGGAUUUAGCCCCAACUACCCAGGAUCCUUCAAAAAGUUUACCGAGCUUAAAUGCGCCAUCGGGAACAGAAGAUAGACCACUACAGUUAACAAAAACCGCACUGGAAGCAGACAUUGAACCUUCUGAAUCAGACAUCGAUAAGACAAAGGAGUCUUCUUCCCAACUUUCACCAAAUCCCCUGUCAGUUGCACAUGGAUCAUCCGAACCCGGAAGCACCCCGACGCAGGUAGCUGGUAAUUUGUCUACUCGUCGGAAGACAAAACCACCGCAACAAGCGACGGGCAAUGGUUCCAAACAUUUUGGAUCUCUUCUGAGGAAGACCGCUCCAUCGACUCCUGGAUCCACUAUGAACAAACAAGGAUCCUCGUUCCAAAGUAAUAAAGGACUGAGUGAAGACAUCCUUCGAGCAUUGGCGGGAGACGUCACGGAUGGUCAGAAACUCCAGGCACUUGGGCUUGAACUUGGCUUUAAAGAAGCCGACAUUAAUGGAUUUGAAGCCAUGAACCAUCGCACAUGCAGCGAUCCCGUGGAAGGCACACUUGACAUGCUUAUGACGUGGCAAUCAAGAGUUUCGCAAGAGGACCAAUUGGCAUUGUUGAAACACGCUCUCAGGAGGACUGGUCUUACAAUGGCUGAAGCACAUCUGAGGUCCACAAAGAGGCGCAGAGAUAUAACAGGCGUUAGCGUGACAAAGAAUUUCACCGUGUCGGAUUGCCGCGAGAAGCUACAAUUCCAUUACAGGAUUGAGACUUGCAAGGGUCUAAAGAAACACGAACAUUUUCCCUCCUAUCUCCCAAUCGUAGAUGUUCAUCGGAUCGUAAAGCGGGGGAAGAAUGUGUAUGUGGAGAAGACACCUCUGAAAGAUGGGUCUGUCAAAGAAAUUUUAAGGACAAGGAAAGAUGGUGCAUUGCCGAGCAGGAUUGUAAUCUUUGGCCCAUCAGGAAUAGGGAAAAGUACACUUGUUGCUCAGAUGGCACAUGAUUGGGCUGAACGAGUUCCUGGAUCCCCGCUGAACGAUGUCCUUCUGCUAUUCGUCCUCAAGAUGAAGUUCAUGACUAAUCAUGGAACCUUAGGGCAGGCGAUCGUUAAUCAACUCCUAAGCGACGUCAGAGGAUUGACCGCUCAGGGAAUCGACCAACUCAUCGAGGACAACCAAACGGAAUGCAUGGUGGUCCUUGAUGGUCUGGACGAGUUUAGAGGCGAGGUUUCUUCUGUCAGGUGUGGUCAUGUUUUGCGCGUUCUCCAGAACAUCCAACUGCGGACGUGCCGCGUCGUUGUGACUAGCCAUACAAGACUCGAAGACUACUUCAAUAAGGAAGACUUGCCAAAAGACUUUCUCAAGUUUGAACUCCGUGGACUUUCCCAUGUGCAAUCAACAUCAUUCAUACGGUCUUUCUUCGAGCAAAACUCAUUGCACAGAGCCAAAGAGAUGAUAGUAUUUCUAGAGAUGAAUGACAUCAUCCGAGAACUUUUGGCCACACCCCUAUUUUGUAUCAUUGCGUGUCACCUCUGGGAAAGUAAUCUUCUUCAGCUUGUCACAACGGAGUCAGAAUUCUAUGAUAGUGUGAAUCGUUUCUUACUCAAGCAAAAGGAAGAACAGGCGUCGAUGGUUCCCGGAGACACUGAUCUGGAAAUAAUUGUCCAAGGCAUAGGGGAAGUUGCGCUCAAUGGUCUCCUUGAUGACCCAAGGAAACGAUUCUUCGGACAAAAUGACUUCAAGAAGAUACCGUCCGCCCUAGAGAAGGCUACUUCGAUUGGAAUCCUCAAUAAGACAUCCCCCAAGAAACGUGAUGAGACUGAAAUUGAGUUCUAUCAUCGCCACGCGCAGGUGCACUGCGCGGCUAGGUAUCUCUCCAAAGACGUGACCUCGAAAUCAAUCAAGGGAAAGCAGAGUCGUCUAGAGAAGGCUUUGAAGCAGAUGGCAAAGAAGAACCUGGUGGAAUUCGGGAGCUUACUACGGUUUACAGCAGAGUUAGGAAGCCCUUCAACCAGACUGCAGGUGAUUGAAGCCAUCACUUCUGCGGAUAAUAUACCAAUAGGUGACAAGACUAGAAUGGUACUCGAUUGCCUUUCAGAGAUUCCUCAACUGGACAAGCCAACAAUGUACGUGGUCGAACGAUGUUUCGAAGGAGGCAACGUUGUAAUAAAUCUUCCAACCCUACACACUACCUUGGGCCUCUACAAACUCCAUCCAUCUAUAAAAGAAAAGAUACGUGGCUUGAAGAUUCAAGGUUCCUUCAUGGCUGACCUUGUGGCUAAGAGGUUAUCAACGGCUCUCCAAGGUUGUUCUGACCUACUGAAGCUCGAGUUUGCUGAUUUGCAGAAUGCAGCAUAUCCUCUGAUCCUGCUCCUGCUAAACAAGCUCUCACUUCAUCUCUUCCCCGAUGGUGCCAUGUCAAUUCUUCCCGACCUCCAUCAGACUAUAUUCAAUGGACUGCGGAUUGUCGACCUCUCGGAUUGCAAUCUAUCACCAGAAGUGACCUGUGUCCUGUGGACUGCUCUAGCAAGAUGCCCAAAGAUUGAGCUGAUGUCUGUAAAGAACUCCACGAUCCUCGGCAAAGACCUCCCCAAUCUCGGUUGCAUCGCGGACCUCCAGGCGAAUCUCCGCUCACCCAUCCUCCAGGACGAAGUUGGCUGGCUGGCAAGUGUCUUAGGGGACACUGAGUGCUCUACGAAGGUGAAACUGACCAUCGGCGACGCAGGAGACGGAUCCUUACGGCGUGUGGGACUUGGGACCCAAGAGCACAUAGUGAUGGCUGGUGACAGAUUGGAACUCAAUAACGCAACAGAAAAUACCCUCAAGGUUCUCAGUGUGCUACCCGACACGUACAGAAGAAAGGUCAGGAAACUCUGUAUCAGUGGAACACGCUUCACCUAUGACCUGACCCAUCCACUUCUUGACUUUGUCCAUUCCUUGAUACGACUUGAGGUCAUCGCCACGGAGGGAACGAACAUUCCUGGGGAACUCCAACAGCUCCAAGUCUUCAAGGGGUCAUCCCAUAGAGACAUGAACCAACUGCCAAGCUUAGGUCCGGACGGUAUCCUGACUGGAUGCGUAUCGUCCCCUCUUCGGGAAGAAGAAUUCGAACGGCUUAGUAGUGUCUUCAACUUCAGCAGAACGACGACCCUUAAACAGGUCCAUCUCCUGAUCGAGCACGACAGCAGCUCUGAGGAGUUUAGGGAGACGCUUGUCAUCGAAGAAGACAACAUAGACCUCUCAAACGUGUCAUCGGCAACCAUUGAAAUCCUGAAGAUGCUUCCGCCGGGGUUUAAGCAAAAGAUGCACUCCGCACGAAUCAAGAACUGCACCCUGACAGACGAGCUUACGCACCAGUUGUCUCAGGCACUCCAGUCGAUGAUAGAACUAGAGAUGUGUCUGUCUGAGAACAGUAUCCUUGGACGAAAAGCCUUCCACUUGAAAUCUGUCACGGUACUUGACGUUGGCCGUUUCUCGUCGCAAUGUUUCGACUGGGAGUGGCUUGCCAGUGCAAAGCUGCUCGAAGAACUGCACCUCACCUUCGAAGCAUCCCCGCCAUCCACGCCCACAUCCCCUUCCACUCCGGGUACACCGGUAGCAGCGACCUCCCCACUGUCUGCGAAGAACCGGAUCUACGAAGAAAUCCACGAAAGAAUGGACACUGCUGACGUUGAGGGCGCUCCAGAUGAGGACUUCUUUCUGACAACCGGAAGGCUGGUAAUGAAGAGGAUGUCUUCCUGUAGCUUGUCUGUGAUGCUGCAUCUACCACAACACAUGAAAGAUGAGUUGCGUUUCGUGCGGAUUCGUUCAACGAAGCUCACCGUGGAUGUCCUCAAUCGUCUUUCCGAUGUCCGGAACUCCUUCAAACAUCUGAAGCCGCUUUCGCUUCAAAACCUGUAUCGCAGGCCGAUCAAGUACGGAUGCAUCAUGCAACCAGGUUCAUCUGACCCUGUCCUUGGCCAGUGGGACUGAAAAGGACCCCAUUUGAAAUCAAGAGGAAUCUACAAAAUAGCACUUGUCUCUGAAGUCCGGAGCUCCUCCAAAGUUUUUCAGCUGCUAUCGCUUCAGAACCUGCAUCGCAGGCUAAUCAAGU